Phyllopteryx taeniolatus (common seadragon) is the source of this 8101-nucleotide messenger RNA. RefSeq names its product collagen, type XIII, alpha 1 (gene col13a1). The record is from RefSeq and is a predicted model, not a curated record. Lineage: Eukaryota; Metazoa; Chordata; Actinopteri; Syngnathiformes; Syngnathidae. Bases 389 to 2686 code for a protein of 765 amino acids. The transcript is spliced from 44 exons.
UGAGAGGGAGAGAGAAGUGAGAGGAGAGAGACGCUGGUUCAGGUUUCAGUAAGGCGCACUGGUGGCAGACCUGCGGCACACACUGCGACCAUUUAGGAGAGGAGCAACCAAUUUACGGGACGUGAGUGGAAUUGAGAUGACAACCGGUCCAUCUCUAUGCGUCAACAUCAUCAGGAACAUCUCUGACUGAUGGGAAGCCACAAAAUGUAUUUGUUUCCAAGUUUGAUAUAGUUGCUCACGUCUCAGUAAGAACGUUUAUUAGAAACAACAGGUUGACAACUUGUGACAAAGCCCGCCUUUGUAAGCCACCGAGAUUCCCAACUGGUUUUCUUCUUCCUGAUGAGUUUACUGAUUUAAAAGUGGAUAAAAACAUAAUUUUAGGUCUAAAAUGGAGACGGAACAGAAAUGGACAGACGCUGGGCAAAUGAGCCAAAAGCUACAGAAGAACCCUUCCAAAAAGCUGAGGUGGGACAACUGGAGAGAUUUUUCUUCCGUAACUCUUUGCAUUGCAUUAUCUCUGCUAAGUGUUGGAGUAUGCAUUGGUGUUUUUGUGCGGACGACGGCGUUGCAGUCCAGGAUAGUAAGUCUUGAGCAGCAGCACCUCGCUGCCUGGAUGUUGCCCCUGGAGCAGGUGGAGCCCGUUAUUUUGGACAGACUGGACCAAAUCCUGGAGAAGAAGCUUGCAGCGCGAUUACCAAAGACGCGAGAAGUGAGGGAGGCCCCUUACAGCUGCUUGUGUCCUCCAGGACCUCCAGUAAGUAGACAAGACACCUUGUGUGAUCCAUGUGGGGGUCCUCCUGGACGAGCAGGCUUUCCGGGUGACAAAGGAAGUAUGGGGAUUCCUGGAAGAAUGGGCUUUAAAGGACUAGCAGGGGAGAAGGGAGCCCCAGGAGAACCAGGUCUGUCUAUCAUUGGACCAAGAGGACCACCGGGCCAACCUGGGACAAGAGGAUUUCCAGGGUUUCCAGGUCCAAUUGGGCUGGAUGGCAAGCAUGGACAGAAUGGGGCCAAGGGUGACAUGGGUCAGCGUGGCCUUAAAGGACUCCCUGGAGAACCCGGACCUAAAGGAGAGAAGGGUGUCUGUGGCGACUAUACACAUCGGAGCCUAUUUGUGCAGGAUCUUCCCUUGAAAACCUUGGCUGCCUUGCGCUCCAGUCAACCGCUGUUGAAGAUGUUGCCUAUCACCGUGCGCAACAUGCCCUCAAUAAGCCCUCUAAUCCUAAAACGCCUCAAGCAGGGCGAGCCAGGAGCGCAGGGGCCCCCAGGACCACCAGGCCCCCCUGGUCUUCCGGGGAGCCCAGGUCUGAACGGAGCCAGCGGCUCACCGGGUAAGCCAGGGGAAGCGGGAAACCCCGGAAAAGACCCAAGGCUCUUACCAGGACUGAAGGGUGAACCAGGUUUACCAGGACAGAAGGGUGAUCAAGGGGAUGUUGGUCCAAUGGGUCCUGAAGGCAGAAAGGGUGACCAGGGAACCAAGGGAGAUGAAGGGAAGAGGGGGUUUUCAGCAGAGAAAGGGAAGAAGGGUGGACCAGGCUUCCCAGGCACCCCUGGGUCAAAGGGCCAGACUGGUACCCCUGGUAUCCCUGGCAAGAGGGGCUACAGGGGAGAGAAGGGAGAGGCUAUUCUUUCAGCACUUGGAAUUAAAGGAGAACCUGGCUCACCAGGAGUGCCAGGCCUAAUGGGACCGAAGGGUGACAAGGGUGAUCAGGGAAACCAGGGAGAGGCAGGCCCUGAGGGCCCAGCUGGACCAACAGGCCCUGCAGGUCCAACUGGCGAACCAGGAAAAGCUGAACUCCAUAACAAUGAAAAUGAUAUUCGCAACAUACAUCUUAUGGGUCCGCCUGGAUUACCUGGACCUCCAGGGCCUCCUGGGUUCACUGGGGCAAAAGGUGACGUUGGCCUCCCAGGUCCCCCAGGCCUUGAUGGAGAGAAGGGGCCCAGAGGGAAACCUGGAGAGCCUGGUCCCCUGGGCCCAGUUGGUCCUGAAGGUCCCAGAGGAGAGGGUGGUGUAAUGGGUUUCCCAGGACCAAAGGGAGACAAGGGAGACACGGGUCCAGCUGGAUCACCAGGUUUAGAUGGCCCUACUGGUGAAAAAGGGGCUACAGGGGCCCCUGGCCCAAUUGGAUUACCUGGCGCAAUGGGCACAAAAGGCGACCCUGCGGAAGGAGGAAGGUCAGAGCUGCUCUAUGGUCAUCCAGGUCCCCCAGGGCCAUCAGGACCAGUUGGCCCAGCAGGAUCGCAAGGACCUUCUGGGCCAAAGGGAGAGCCAGGCCUAGGCCUCAGGGGAGAAAAGGGAACAACAGGUCAGAAGGGCGACAAGGGAGACAGAGGCCAUCUUGGACUUCCUGGGGCUCAUGGGUUAGACGGCAGACCCGGUCCAGUGGGUCUGAUAGGACCAGCAGGAGUGCCAGGACCAGCAGGACCAAAGGGAGAGAGAGGUGAGAGUGGAGACGCAGGACUACCAGGACCAAUCGGCCCGCAGGGCAUCCCUGGAUUUGCAGGGCCACAAGGACUCAAAGGGAAUCGGGGAGAGAGGGGCAAGAAAGGCAACAGGGGGGCCAAAGGGGAUAAGGGAGACCAAGGAGCACCUGGAUUAGAUGCCCCAUGUCCGUUGGGAGAUGAUGGUCUACCUGUACCAGGUUGUUGGAACAAAGGACAACACCCCUUCCAACUGGCUAAGAAGUAAGACCAUCAGACGAUAUCCCAUGGGGCCACCAGGAAGAACCUGAAGGCGUUCAGAGAUAUCUUUUGAGUUUUUAUCAGACGUUGCCAUGUCAACAUUUUACUGUGAGGCUAGACACAGAGCCAGUGAUGUUUGAGGCUCCGGUCAAUGUCGUGAGCAAAAUUAUUUCAAACUCAAAUGUUAGAGGCCAUCGUUUGUCUCGAAAGGUGAUGGGAUAUAACAGCCUUCGCUGCCACACAAAUAUAUAGACCGUCCCCGUUGAUGGGUAUGUUCUACGAUCCGCGAUGAUCUGCUUAACAUCGAGUCCAAACAAGCCGUGAGCACUUUAGCACAGGCGUGUUACGGUGUUUGGUGUGACAUUAAUGCGGAACAGCUCACAGGACAGAUACAGUAAAAUGCCGAUAAAACAACAACAACAUAAGAACAGGGGAGAGCCUAAUGAUGAUUCCUUCUGCAUGUUAUCUGACUCACUGCCUUCUAAAAAAAUAAAAUAAAAUAGCCCAUGAAUGCAGCUAUAAUAAUAUUUGGAAGAGUGGGUACAAUAGUAUAUGUUUUGCAAGCAGCAUCACAUCAUGGCUGGUCACAUAUGUGAUAAUGGUGAUUAUUUUCCAUUCAAGUGUUGACAUACUCCAUAACGCAAAGCUAUAAUUGUAAGUAUUGUACAAUAUAAACGAAACGACUGUAUAUAUAUAUCAACGUAUUCGAGCUCUGUAAAUAGUACAAACAUACAUUAUAAUGUGUGUGUUAUUGACUUAUCAAAGUAAGUAGCAUUGCAUGUGCAUUCAGUGUUUUUAGUUAGAUAUCCCACUAGCAGACAUGAGUUCUGCUUGAAAAUUUGCCUAAUAGUACAUUUUGUUGGGAUUUGAGUCAAAGUCCACGUGGCUCCAUUUGUGUACACGCAAAUCAAACCAAAACCGUGUCAACAUGUCAGCCAGAGACUGACACACACUUGUACAUGUAAACGUCUUGUUUCUUUGACAAGCUAGUAGAGAAAAGCAUUCCUUAUGUCAAUAUUGACAGCUGCUUUGUGAAAUAGGCCAAUGUUGUUUCAGUCUCCGUUGAUCAAAUAUUAGUUAAACCUACCAACAACAAUCAAUGUAUCCAUUUAGAAAUAUAAAAUACAAAUAUUCGGUCAGUUUUGCUUUCAAAAUAUUUGGUGAACUGGGACCUCCUGUACAAAAACUGCAUACGCACAAAAAUGUGGCGUACGUUUUUUUGGGUUUUUUUGGGGGGGGAGAAGAGUGGUAAAUAAUGUCAUUUUAAUCAUGUGCAACUGAUGCAAAUGUUCAAAUGAAGUAAAUAGAAAAGGACUCUUUUCGUCGGUCGUUGGAAGCGUAAUUGCGUCGGAGACGCUGGGGAUGGCGGCAAGACGAGGAACGGUGGACGAAUCCUCCGCGUCUGUGACUCCAGAGACACCGAGGACAGUGGACGAAUCCCCCACACGUACACUGAAAAAAAAAAAGUCCUUUGACAGCCGCACACACGAUAAACUCUUCUUCCGCUUGUUGUUAACGCCGUCGGACAGCGUGCCAAAGAGGAUUUUUUUUGCGCGGGGAGGGGUCGGCUACGCCAACAUGUGCGCUCAUUUCCACGUCGAUUGGGAUGUACGAAGGAAAUGCGCUUGGAUUCAUGCGUACGCACAGAUUCGUACAUCUGGAUAUUUUUGUGCGUCUGACGUUUUGUGGAUUAGAGUUUACGCCAUGUUUCAGUAGGCUAUCCACGCAAGUCUUUGUACGUGAGGCCCCUGGUCAUUGCACGCACCAAAACUGAAAAUGGUUUGAUUCAUCCAGAAAAAGGGUUGUGAGGUCAGAGGUCUCUGAUGUCGGCUGAGAGGGUCUUCCUCACACCCUCACUUCUUGUGUAUCCUAAAUAAGUUUAAUAAGAUUUAGGAUGUGCAUUUUUAAUUGUAUUUUCCUUAGGUCUCGUCCAACCCCAUCCAAUUAAUAUUACUGUCCAUAAAAUGUAGUUCUACACGAUAUAAAUUAUUUACUUGUAUGAGAAAAAAAAUUAAUGGAGUAUAUAUUUUCUGUAUAGUUUCAUAUUUGGUCUGAUUCAGAGCAUUUAUUUUUUGUCUUGAUUUGUAGUUCCUUGUUUUUUUAGUAUCUUGUGGUUUUGUUUGUUUGUUUGUUUUUGGGAAUACUGUAUGCAAACAGUUAGAUUCAAAAGUAUUUGGUCAGUGAUUUGCCACCACCGCAAUGGAUUUUAAGUAGAAAAUAAAAUGUAAUUGACGGCAUUUAUUUCAAAUGUCAAUUUGCAGUUGCUCAACAGCGUUUGCAAAAAAAGUGAAGAGCUAGCGCUAUUUGUGGUUGUGAUCACGACUGAUGCUCGUUAAAGAAUAUGCCAUUCCUUUGCAUUAUUUAUUCUUGAGCAGCAUUGAGAAGGAAUUUUACAAAUGUAAAUCGAAACAAGAAAAAAAAAAGAAGAAGAAAAUGGGUACUUUGGAUGAACUGGCACAUGCCCUAUUGUUGCGGAACCUCUUUAAUGAAACUAAUAUGCACAAUAAUAAAUGCUUCUGGACCUAUCUGUCUGCGUACAGUUUAUUCAGUUCCAUGUAAAAAAGUACCAAAACAGCUGAUUGCACCCUACAUCUUCCUGGCUUAUUUUGGAAAGUGCAGUUCAUUGACUGAUUAACUUUUCCCUGCAACAAUACGAAUGCGUUAUUAAAGGCACCGCCGAUCAAAAAAAAAAAAAAAAAAAAAAAGACAGCCUUGCAUUCAACAGAUACAUACGAAGAAAUGUAGGAUUUCCUCAGUUGGCCAGUUGGCAGUGCUGGCUUGAAUAGUGCCCCGGGCGAUGCCCUUAUAUGGGCGGACAAAAACAAAUGUUCAUCGUUCAAAAACGCUGUUCUUUUUUUUGUCGGAUUAAUUUGCUGUACUUCAUACUGUAUAUCCAAUUAUGGAAAUGCAUGGUUUACCCUUGCAAACUGUACCACGUUGAGCUGAAAUGAAGCAUAAAAAAAGUGGCUUGAUUUUUGGCUAUGAAUGUACACUGCACGAAUAAUUCAAUGUGUGUGUUUUCUACAAUUUAUUGUGCAUUAGUGGACAAUCUAUGAACUGCUCAUGUGAAGAUGUAUGGACAAAUAUGAUACAGUAUUUUGAACAAAAAAUCAUUUUUGUGACUGAUGGUAAAAUAUUAUUUAUUUGAUUAUAUUAUUACUAUUUGACUCUGUUUUGAGUUUAAGGAUAUAUAUUGUGCACCUUCAAUCGAUUUGAAACUAUUCCGAUCUUAAAAGAUCAUAAAAGAUAAAUGAAAGCUUUCUAAAAAAAAAAAAAAUAGCUAAAAUAAAAUAAAAAAAUAAGCCCAUAGAAUUUACGUAAAGUGUUCCUACUUGUUUCUAUUGACAGGCAUUAUGAAAAGUAACACAAAAUAUUCAUAAAAUACUUCUUGUUUUAACAGUAAAGGAAUUUUUGAAACUUAAACAUUUAACUGUUUGCAAGAAACAGAGUUGCAGUUGCUAAUUUUACUUUCAAGCUGAUAAUUUAAACAUCCACAGUCUAAUAAAAUUGAUAUUACAGUAGAGUGCUAAGUUUCCUGCUGUAACCAAGAUUAUGUCAAGGAAAUGUCUUGUUUCGCUUUUUUGCUUGUCACAGUUGCUAGACCUUAUUCCAACUGUUAUAUAAUGUAACAUUGAAAAAAAAGAAAAAAUAAAUAAUGACAGAAAAUAUUUUAACGUUAUUAUAACGUUUUCACAAAAUCUAUUUUGUCAAACUAUUUUGAUGUAUAUUGGGUUUUCUAGAAACAUAGAUGAAAGUAGAAAUCGUCAAGAAUCGAUAGAGAUUUGUAUUUAUUGAUUUGAAAUUCCGUGGUUUUCAGAUGAGAACAAUGUCCAAAUAUGGACAAGAGGGGCAUUAUACACACUUUGCAUGGAAUUGGUAAGCUUUUAUGAGGAACUAACUGUAUUUAUGUUAUUUUCUUUUUCUUUAUUGAUAAUAUGUACAAUUAUACAAACCCCAAUUCCAACGCAAUUGGGACAUUGUGUAAAAUGUAAAUAUAAAAAGAAUACAAUGAUUUGCAAAUACUUUUAAACCUAUAUUCCAUUUAACACACUAUAAAGAAAAGAUAUUUAAUGUUCAAACUGUUGAACGUUAUUGUUUUGUUGCUAAUAUUUUCACACUUUUAAUUUGAUCCCUGGAACGCAGUCCCAAAAAGCAGGAACACUUCAGAAAACCAUUGUAAGUUAACACAGUUGGUCGCUACAUCUAUAAAUGCAUGUUAAAACUCUACCAUGCAAAACGAAAGCCAUAGAUCAAGAACACCCAAAACGAUGCCGUCAGUUUCUCUGGCCCCUCACUUAACUGAAAUGGACUGACGCAAAGUGGAAAAGUGUGCUGUGGUCUGAUGAUUCCACAUUUCAAAUUGGUUUUGGAAAUCACGGACAUCGUGUUCUCUGGGCCAAAGAGGAAAAGGACCAUCCAGAUUGGUAUCAGCCCAAAGUUCAAAAGCCAGCGUCUGUGAUAGUAGGGGGCGGGGGGGGAAUGGGGUAGUGCUCAUUGGAUGGGUAAUUUACCCAUCUGUGAAGGCACCAUUAAUGCUGAGAGUUACAUACAGGUUUUGGAGCAACAUAUUGUAUGCUGCCAUCCAAGCAAUGUCCUUUUUGAGAGAGAUCCCUUCUUGUUUCAGCAACACAAUGCCAGGCCACAUUCAUGCACGUACUACAGCAUUGUGGCUUCAUAGUAAAAGAGUGUGAGUACUUAGACUGGACUGCCAACAGUCCAGAUCUGUCUAAUAUUGAAAAUAUGUGUCACAUUAUCCAUCCAUCCAUCCAUUUUCCAUACUGCUUGUCCUCACUAGAGUCACGGGCGUGCUGGCGCCUAUCUCAGCAUACUCUGGGGCAGAAGGCGGAGUACACCCUGAACUUUUUGGGGAUGUGUUGCAGGCAUCAAAUUCAAAGUGACUGAUUAUCUGCAAGAAAAAAAAAGAUACAAAAAAUGUACCAGUUUGAACAUUAAAUAUCGUUUUUGUAAUGUAUCGAAUUGAAUGUAGGUUGAGAAGGAUUUGCGAAUCAUUGUAUUCGGUUUUUAUUUACAUUUUACGCAACAUCCCAACUUCAUUAGAAUUGGGGUUUAUACAUACAGUACAAUAUUAGAGUUUUUCCAUGCAGUUAAUUGAAAUCUGCCAAAUGAUUUAGGUUUGUGCAGAUAUCAAAAACAUUGAAUUGCUAUGUACAGUACGUUUUUUUUUUUUUAUGAGAUUCAAUAUGACCAGUUGUGGUUUUAACUGAGAUAAGAUCCUUUAUUGAUCCAUUCGAGAGUACACUGCAGAUAAAUGUGGCGUCUGAAACUAAUGUUUUCAUUUUUUUUUUCCAACAUUAUUUGUAUUUUUUUUAAUACGCCGAAUGGCAGCUGUCAUCACGCAAUGCCAAAACUGAUUUUCCAAAUCUGUCACUGAAUGAGAAUAAUAAUAGUUAAUAAAAAAAAA